Molecule: messenger RNA, 4622 nt
Organism: Anoplophora glabripennis (Asian longhorned beetle)
Lineage: Eukaryota; Metazoa; Arthropoda; Insecta; Coleoptera; Cerambycidae
Exons: 9
Coding region: 382-4167 (1261 amino acids)
Source: RefSeq, a predicted model, not a curated record
ACACAAACACAAACUAAACUAACUAUUCGGAUUCGGCAGACAACUACUUACAAAGUCGUUCAGCACAAGCAGCGGUCUGUGUACCUUUCUUGUCGUGCAUUAGUGACGUUUUCGCUGAAAAGGGUGUUAAAAGUGAAGUGUCUUCCGUAAGUUCUCUGCAAAAUACUACCUGGUUCUUUAUUGGGAUUUACCAGCUGCCUGCAAUUACCAUAAAGGAGUACAUUGAACUCAAGAAGUUAACUCUUCUUAAAACUUAUCCGUCCAUAAGUUUAUAAGAACUAAAGGGAAACUAAGCAAGGAUAGAUAUUUAGACAAACCCAAUCAGCCAAAAUUUCACUCAAUGGAAAUAUAAAUAGAUGAAAAAUCCCACCAGAAGGAAAAAUGUCUUCCGCGAUCUGUCAAAAUUUCGUCCAAAAUGCGUGGAAGAAGGAACUUUGCUCAAAUUGCUUCAAAUCCAAGGACGAACACGCCGAAAAACCUAAACCAAAACCUAUUCAGCUCGUAUCAACCGAAAAGGUAGAGGGUAUCAUCAGAAACGGCAAGAAACUAAAACCCAAACUCACUGUUCACUUUCUCAAAGAAUUAACAGAGGUCAUUGGUUAUGGGGGAGAGGACUGGUGUUCCGAGAACGGAGAUGAAGAAGAGGACAGCGACAGCAGCGAGGACGAGGCCGUUGUGGAAUCCGAUGAAGAUGAAUCUACGAAAGAAUUGAAAAGGAUAACAAAAGAAAACACCGAUUUUAACACGACAUCUUUAGGGGAAGUCAAGGAAGUGAAAAAAACGUAUCCUCAACUGUUGUUGGGUAAACCAGUAGUGGACGCUUCAGGUAAAAAACAAACGUUGCUAGUUUCUGUAACACCAUUUGGUGAGGACAGUAGCACUCCCGUAAGAAAAUUUAACACAGCUAAAAGUCUGUCCCAUAUCCCGAUAGCAAAAAACAACAAAGACAUUAUAGCGGAGAAUAAAACGAGCAAUGUGGUACUCACUUCUUACUCAAAAAAUGAAGAGGAAAAAUUUGGGAAAGAGGAAAAGUCACUUUUAGACGAAAUAUCUGAAACGUUAGAGAAAAGUAAGAACCCUAUUCAGAUUAUGGCAAAGAAGAAGAUACAGAAAGACAUAAUUUUAACCGUUAGCGAUUCGAAUAAGGAAAAUAUCUCACAAGAGGUGAUUAAGGAGAAGGACGUGAAGAAAAUAGAAACAAAAGAUGAAGAAGUUGUGCUGGAAACGAAAGCUAUAGUCACGGAGAAGAAAAUAAGUUUAUCUCGCACCCCUGCUCUAAAAAGAGACGUGGAAAAACCGGUAGUGUAUCAAACCGCCACUGCUAAAAUAGAGAUAUUGAAUACAAAAAACUUAAAACUGAACAAGGAAACGGUGAACAAGGCAAAAACGGAGGUUAAUAAUAACGAGAAAACAGAACUAUUUGAAAACAAAAACGAGAAAAAAGAAGUGACCAACAACAUCAUAUCAACAACAAACCUCAUAAAGGCUGAAAUACUUAACUCUAGAUCUGAAAUUAGCGAAUCCAAGGAGAAAAAAGAUGAGAUUAACACGAAUGUGGCAGAAAAAAGUUCUGUAGAAGAAAAAGCGAAAGUUACGAACUCCCCACCAGUUUCGAAAUACAACAUGCCGUUUUCCCAAAGCAGGGAACAAGCGGGAAAACCCGACGGAAGGGAAGAUCCGGUAGCAACGGAGUUACCACCUUUACCCAUAACACCUCCACCCACCCUAGAGACUCAGACUUCUUUUUUACACAGUCCUGCUCCACCUAUCUAUGAAAAACCGAAGGUACCCUCGAAACCUGCGACAGUAUUAAUAAGGAAACCGCCAAAUCCUCACUUGAUACCCUCCCAGCCCAUGUCUACUUUCAACAACGACAAACCGUGCGACAAACUACCCCUUUCUAAGCAGGACUCCACCGAUUCAGACUCAAAAUCAAACAAGAGAAGAGCUCCGAAACCGCCAGAAGAAAGUAUAACGCCUCCUGUUUAUACUAGGAACUCCACAGGACUCGUUAAUAUAGAUUCUCCCGUUGUGCGGGAGAAGGAAAAAAGGGAAAGGGCUUCUUCUUGUACGCCUAAGAUGCUUGGUGUGAGCGACGUUUUGGACGAAAACGAUUAUAGUGCUCCUGAACCAGCACCUAGAAAAUCUCUGUCGAUUUCCACAGACAGCUUAACUGCGGGUACUGUCGAAGAGAAACGGAAAGAAAAGCAUAAAGGCAGGUUUUCUUUAAAGAAAUUUCUGCGGAUGGGAUCCAGUAAAGAUUUGCCCAAGGUAGCUAUUGACAAUACAGUGUUGAAAGUGGAAGAAUCUAUUGAGGCGGCUCCACAACCAAAACCCAGACUGGUCAUAGUACAUCCCAGCGAAUUAAAUGGCGCUAAGGUGGAAGUAUUAGCAAAACCCAUUCUCGACCAAAUGGAUUUUCAUUCACAGAAACACGAAUAUAGUUUUGUGAACGGUGAUUACGAACCUUGCAGUCCUAAAGCUACAAAACCACCGCCACCUCCUAGGAACUUUAGCGAAAUCAGUAGUACUACGAAACCCAACCUACCACACCCUCCAAAAUCCAUAGAAAUACUCAAUAAGCAAAGGCAGAUCUCCAGGAACGGCUCCAACACGAAGAAAGCGGAAACAGUGUACGCCAACAUAGGAGAGGUGCGUUCAGCCAUAGUGCCCAACAAGCCCGUCAGGACGGCUAGCAUGAGGGAGAGGGAAGCACAGCAGCAGAAGCAGCUGAGGCGCAACAUGCAUAACUACGAACCGAUAAAUAUACGCGGGAAAGACGCUUCUGAAAACGUCUACGAUUACAUCAACUCGACGCGCUCGAGUUCGCCGGACAGCGAUUCUAGUCGUGACAAGAAUAGUCCCAAAAACAAGACUGUUAGGUUAGGGAAGAGGUCGGAAAGCAGUAUCGACGUGUCAGGGGAGUACUUCAAGUACAGUAACAUACCCAGAAGCAUGUCUUUGACUUACUGCGGUAGCGAGACGGAAUCCGAGAUUUAUUCGCCGUACAGCUUCUACGGCAGCGAAUCAGAGGUGACCGAAGACGAUCAUGACUGGAUUCAGAAUGGUAGAACUCACAAACUAAGAUCUCGGAAAGGGAGAAGUAUUGUUCACAAAAAUCUCGAAGACAACUAUGGCGCUGUGAUAGUAGCCAAUCACGAGGCGCUAGCCCAAGUUCUUGAAAAUAUUCUACAACAAUCAAAUCACAUUCAGCCUGCUUUGAGGGGUCUGAAAACAUCCUCGAAUCUACGAUGGACCGAUUUUUCAAUAAAAUCAGGAAUUACACCUUCAAAAGUGGGUCGUAGGGUCUUCCAUCAAGCACUAUGGGGUGCACAACACGUAACACUAGUUGUGAACGCCGGCACGGUCACUUCAAGCACUCUUUCACUGGGUACUUUCAAUUUAACUCCGGUAACCGAAUUCAGCGAUUUGGUACCCCAAAAUUACCUGACGGAUUCAGAUGUCGGCAAGGAUAGCAACAAACAAAUACAAGCUACAGUGGGCGUGCUGCCUUGGUUACAGGUGAACACGAUCGAAUCCUUCAGUGAGGUGCUGAAAACCAAGGCACAGAACCACGAGGACAUGUGGAAGGACGCUAAUUUUGUCAUGCUGCAACUGGUCAACGCACUGAAAACACUACAGGCGCAAGGUAUAGAAGAAUUACCUUUAUCCUUGAAUUGUUUUGUGCUCUGUAAGGACGUGGACAGAGAUACCCACCAUCGACUUUGUGUUCUACAAGGAUUGGGCCCAGACAUGGCAAACAAAACCGACGAGGAGUACGGAACCCUCUGCAUGUGCGCUCUUAAGGCGCUAAACCUCCUACACCCUUCACCUAAAAUAACCCCCCUGAUCCACUCUCUCCUGAAUAAGGAACGUGCCGUUUCGCUGACUCAAGUCAAAAGCGUCCUGGAGUUCUCCCUUUGGGGACCCUCUGACGUAUGUCUCGGCAGCACAAUACGAGAACGAGAACUGGCAUUGCAGAGAUGGCUGGACCUGCAGCGGGCAACGGUUCUGCACGGGUUGGUGUGCGCCAGAGUGCAACUUACCGUUUACGAAGAGUGUCAUCUGUUGUUCUUGGUACGAAGCAACGCUAGGAUGAUGUGCGACGCCUCGCUACUCAUAGAGUCCAGUAAUAUGAAGCACUGCUUCACGAGCAACCAUAAGUAGUUACGUGUGCGGGCAUGUCGUAAUUACUGUGUAUUUGAUGUGGGAUGUUUUGUUUAACAAUUGGUCGCCCUGGAACUUUUUUAUUUAUGCACUGAUUUUAAUAGUUAGAUAGCUUUAGUGGCGACACAUUGAGGAUAUGUGUCACAUUCACAUUAAAAUUCAGUCAUUUCAAACUUUUCUUUUUUUUUUUUUUUGGUGCAAAAAUGGGAAACAAUUUCUGGAUGUUAUUUGAGCAAUACUUUCAUUAUUGGUUGUAAAAAAUAAUUUUUUGGACCCACUCAAAUGGCAAAUUUAACUUAUUAACUAAAAAUCAUUUUUUAUCAACUUUAAUGUAAAAUGCAGUUUUAAGAAUUCAUUUUAGGACGAAGGGUGACACGUAUCAUUAUUUCACGUCCACGUUAGUUUACAGGCUAAAUUACUUCACAUCUGCUGUAAUAAAUUAGCAGUUGUGAAAU